Messenger RNA from Camelina sativa (false flax), 1224 nucleotides. RefSeq lists its product as uncharacterized. The record is from RefSeq and is a predicted model, not a curated record. Lineage: Eukaryota; Viridiplantae; Streptophyta; Magnoliopsida; Brassicales; Brassicaceae.
UUGAAACCAAGUCAAAUUACACACAGAUAAACUUCUCUAAUCUCUCCCGCCACCCACUCCUAUCUUCCUCUAAUCUCGCCUCUCAUCUCUCUCAUUCUCUUUCUCUCUCUCUCUCUCUCUCUCCACUCUCAUCAUAUAAAGACGUUAAACUCAGUCCUUCUUAUUCCAACUCUCUAAAGUCUCAUCUCUCUCUGUUUUUUGGUGUCUUGUCUCUUCUUCUUGAGAGCUUAAAAACAGAAAUCCAAAUGGCCAUUGUCGAUGUUGAUGAUUCAUUCAAGAGACCAGGAAGUAUACCUUUCAGCUGGGAGAUCCGACCCGGUGUACCCAAGACCCGAAUUUCUCAACCCGGUAACACCACUACUCCUUUUCUUCACCCUCUAAAGAAGCUAUCCCCUCUCCGGUUAAAACCAUUGUCACACUCUCAGCCGCUUUACCCGCCGGCGUUAUCUCCGCCGUCGUCUUCUUUCAUCUCCAACUCAAAAAGCCGUCCUUUAUCUCCUCUCACUUCUUUUUCUACUACCCCAUCGAAGCUCAAGCCACCACCAACGCCGUCGUCGCCUUCUGUAUUCUACUCCCCUGGACCUUCUUUCCGAUCAUCUCCGCGAGCUUUCUCGGAACGGUGGCAGCCCCAACGCCCGAACCGAAUCCGACCCGGAUCCGAACCCGAACCCGAACAAAGCUCCGAUUUUUCCGUUGCCGGAUUCGGGUGUUUCCCGUCGCCUAAGUUUAGGCUGAGGAAGAACAAGAGCGGUGGUAGUAGUCGGAGAAAAAACCGGUUGAGAUCGGAGAAUGAAUAUUACUGCUCCGAUAUGGAGACGAUGUCGCCGUGGACUGUUUCUAGCCGGAGAUCGGUUUCACCAAGAUGGGACUCUCCCAAGUCGUCCUUCUCUUCUCUCCGAUUCUCACCACGAAUCACCAACGAAGCUGAGUGGGUCGGGUUUGGGCUCUUUUGAGCACAGUUUUCAAUUCAAUGAUAUGGCUCGAGAUCGGUUCUUUCUUUAGCCAUCCGAACCAAGGAAAAAAGCUUGAAUUGAAUCGCUUAAUUCAAAUUAAAACAAAAUCUUGGGCUAUAAAUGAGAUUUUUAUAAAGUUUAGGGUCCUAUAUUUAAUGUAAUUGGAGUUUUCACAUCUUUGUAAUAUAUAAAAUUUGUGGAUACCUAAAGACAAAAUCCACAAUUUUGAAGUUUUGAGUGCGGGAAGAUAUAAAAUGUAGUAAAAUUAAUU